Messenger RNA from Endocarpon pusillum Z07020, 735 nucleotides. RefSeq lists its product as uncharacterized. Gene Ontology annotation, biological process: protein folding. NCBI's taxonomy places the organism in Eukaryota, Fungi, Ascomycota, Eurotiomycetes, Verrucariales, Verrucariaceae. Bases 1 to 735 code for a protein of 244 amino acids. The record is from RefSeq and is a predicted model, not a curated record. Gene Ontology annotation, cellular component: cytoplasm. The transcript has 2 exons.
AUGGAUAUGCCGGUGAAUGUUCCCGUGGACGAUCCAAAUGCCGACACAGAAUGGAAUGACAUCCUCCGCGCCCACAAAAUUAUACCCGAAAAGCCCCCAUCCCCGACUCCCAUAAUCCAAGAAGCUCUCUUCUCAGCCCAGCAGCGGGCUCAUGAAAACCGCCUCGAAGACAAAGAUCUCUCGGAGCUCCACGACCUCGAAGAUGAAGAAGAUGACACAUUCCUCGAGAAGUACCGGCAGCAACGCCUUGCAGAACUAUCCACGUUGCAGAAGACCAGCAUACACGGCCAAGUCUAUGGAAUCCAGAAACCAGAUUACGCUCGAGACGUGACGGAAGCGAGUUCGAAAUACUGGGUGCUUGUGCAUCUGGCAUCGUCGCUGGGCACAAAUGUCGAGUCAAGGAUAUUAACCGAGCUCUGGAGAGGAAUGGCGAGGAAGUAUGGCGAUAUCAAGUUCUGUGAGAUGCGGGCGGAUCUCUGUAUCGAAGGAUAUCCAGAGCGGAAUACACCUACCAUUUUGGUGUACAAAGACGGGGAUAUUAGAAAGCAAAUCGUUACGCUGGCAGAGCUCAACGGCCCAAGAACCAGCGUUGCAGACCUCGAGAGGAUGUUGUUGGAUCUUGGAGCAAUCAAGGAGAACGAUGUUCGCAUGAAGAGAAGAGAUAGCGAGGAGAUUGUUAGGCAGCAGAUUGGGAGAAGCGCCGCUGUGCAAGAAGACGACGAUGAUUGGGAUUGA